GCAACACUGGCUGGUGAUGUGUAUGAAAUCCUUUCAUAAGGCGCUCUGCCUAUGCUCACAUGUGCUAGGAGGGAGGGGGAUGCUCUAACAAAAAAUUUUGCUCUCUCCAACCAGACAAAAAUCUCUCUGACGGGACCUUCAAAUCCAGUCUUUGAGUUAUGUGCAUUAACCUCUUUCCAUGAAGAAAGUGAUACAAGAAAGCAGAGAUUGUGAAGUUUUUAGCAUAUUUGGGAAGACUGGUGGACAAAACCAGGUCUGCACCCAACUCAUAUCGGAACAUUGCCAAGCAGUUGGACAAUGUGAAGUGAAAAGUUUUCUCCAAAAGGUCCCAAGAGAGCCAUUUUCCUCACCAGCUGGCAAGAUGCAUACCAGAAACAACUCAAUGAUUGUUGCCACGGAACAGACGUUUCAAGAUCCCUCCUUACCCCCAACCAACAUCUCGUCUUGGUCCCAUUGCUCUGUCCAUCUCUCCAGUUACCAGUUUGUGCUCAUUCCAGUGCUCUACAGUAUUCUCUUCAUUUUUGGACUGAUGGGAAAUAGCCUCGUGAUUGCAGUGCUGUGCCGCCAGAAAAAUCUGAAGACUGUAGCCAACAUUUACAUUGUCAACUUAGCCAUAGCAGACUUGUUGGCCCUGGUCACAGUGCCAUUUUGGGCCACUUAUUACGCUUAUGGAUAUAACUGGCUCUUUGGCUCUGCAAUGUGCAAACUCUCCAGCUCGGUCUUGGGCCUGACCAUGUUUGCUAGCAUCUUUUUCAUCACAUGCAUGAGCAUGGACCGCUACCAGGCGAUUGUCCACCCAUUUCAGUCUCAGCGACGGACGCUGCAGCGGGCUUCUGUUACUGCACUGCUUGUUUGGAGCCUGGCUGCUUUGACCUCCAUGCCCACCUUCUAUUUCCGAGAUACUCAGUAUGUUGAAGCUUUGGAUGUGACUGCCUGUGUCAUGGCCUUUCCCACGGAGAAAUAUUCUGAAUGGUCAGCUGGGACAGCCUUAAUGAAAAACAUACUCGGCUUCCUGAUACCUAUGACCAUCAUAGCCACAUGCUACAUCUGGAUAAGGGUGCACUUGAUGAAAGCCCGAGGUCGAGGUUUGGGGAAGAACAAGCAGAGAAGAGACCAUGUGUUGAAAGUGGUCGCCGCUGUAGUUGUGGCCUUCUUGAUCUGCUGGCUCCCAUUCCACGUUUUGACCUUCCUGGAUGCCCUGACCUGGAUGCAUGUGAUCAGACAGUGCUGGAUUGUGUCUGCCAUUGACACGGCCCUGCCAUUUGGGAUCUCCAUGGGAUUUGCUAACAGCUGCAUCAAUCCUCUCUUGUACUAUUUAAUUGGCAAUCAGUUCCAGGAUAAACUGCAACAUUUGUUUAAACUACGACUUUAUCAGUUCAAUAGCAACCGGCAAGGUUUUCUCUCAAGCAAAAGUAGCUCUAAUAAAGACACCGAUACCCUGAAGGAUGCCAAACACAGAGAAGGAGACUCUGGAAGGCCACAAACCCACCCACUGUGGGUUCCCUGAGCAGCAUCUGGAAAUUAUUACAAGAGGAUUUUUUCCUCAUUCUCUUUUUAUGUUCUUUCUUGGAUUCGUUCUCGCACGUUUUCUAGGACAAACUGUCCAAUGAAGAUUUCUUGUUUUCGGUUUCCUUGGGGAUUUCCAGUUCUUUGGAAGAGCUGUCAUAUAUUCUUGUUUAACCAGGGGUGUGAUUAAUUACUAAUAAACAUCUGAA
Molecule: messenger RNA, 1715 nt
Organism: Heteronotia binoei (common prickly gecko)
Lineage: Eukaryota; Metazoa; Chordata; Lepidosauria; Squamata; Gekkonidae
Gene: AGTR2
Product: angiotensin II receptor type 2
Biological process (GO): G protein-coupled receptor signaling pathway; inflammatory response; regulation of apoptotic process
Cellular component (GO): membrane
Molecular function (GO): angiotensin type II receptor activity
Source: RefSeq, a predicted model, not a curated record